UGUGUCCUCUUUGUAGUUUUGUGACUUUUGUUGCAGGAAUUUAUUUCUGCACAUAUUCUAACUUUAAUAUAGGCAACCCAAUAUACACGCGACAAGUGUACUAACUCCAUAUGACAAGUUCUACCUAAGUCGCGAAAACUUCGUCCAAAUAACGAGUUAAAAACAUACACGUAAUCCCAACGAAUCGCAUAUUACCGUGUAAUACCGUAGAAUAUAAGUGUAGUGCAAUUCUUUCUAAAAAUAUCUUACACGCAACAUGGUUCUCCCCAGUUUUUAUUCAAUACUUUACGUUACUGCGGUGCUACAAACUCUAACCUGCAUGGUCGCAGCCUCGAAUUUAGCGACGAGUAAAAAAGAUUUGUUAAAACAAACCAAGCUGCCACCAUGUCGUGCCUGCCGAUUAUAUGUAGACUCAUUCAAAGCUGGGAUGAAAAAAACUGAAAACAGUAAAUUUGAAGGAGGUGACGCCGCCUGGGAGGAAGAAAAACUGCGCACAUAUGCAAAAAGCGAAGUGCGACUUGUUGAGAUACAAGAAAAAGUCUGUGAGGAUGUUGUUGAGGGACAAGCACAAUGUUAUGCUAUGAAUGAACAGCAUGACACUGAUAUAGAAGACUGGUGGUUUCACAAGCAGGAUGACCAUCCUGAUCUAUUUCAGUACUUUUGUAUUGACUUUGUGAAGCAUUGUUGUCCUGAGCAGCAUUUUGGUGUGAAUUGCACAGCUUGUGAUGGCUUCCCAGAUGAUAUCUGCAGUAAUAAUGGAAAGUGUAAAGGUGCAGGCACAAGAAAAGGCAAUGGUCAAUGUGCUUGUGAUCAAGGAUAUGCAGGAUUAAGGUGUGAGACCUGUGCAGAGAAGUAUUUUGAGGCAUACAAGGAUGAAAAGAAGUUGUUGUGUGCACAGUGUCAUGCUAGCUGUGAGGGAAGUUGUACUAAAGCAGGACCCACAGGAUGUUUAAAAUGUGCACAUGGAUGGAUUUCUGACAAAGAAAAAGGCUGUUUGGAUUUAAAUGAAUGUGCGGCGCCGAAAUCUCCCUGCAGUCCGCUGCAGUUCUGCGUGAAUUCCGACGGGUCGUACAAAUGCUUGGACUGUGAUAGAUCGUGCGCAGGAUGCACGGGAGAUGGACCAGAUAUGUGCAUCAGGUGCGCUAGUGGCUAUGUUCUCAGGGAAAAUAUGUGCGUUGAUUCAGCUCAAGAAAGUCGACAAAACUAUGUGCUCUUCACACGUUACGCCACCUACGCCGGUUUAUGCAUCGCAACUUGCAUCAUUUUCCAGCGUAGUAUGGUUUUGGCAAGCGCAAUUGGCCUUCUGGUCGGCCUUUACAUCACCACAUCUGAAUACGUACUGAAUUCGGCGCCUACGCCCAACCAGACCCACCUAGCCGAGCAAAUAAUGCGCGCGACUAGUGAUCUUAACUAAUCAACAUUUAUUUAAUUCCUUAAUUCAUAUAAUUGACGAAGUUACAUUAAUUUCUUUCUGUGUUAUCAUGAUUCAUGAGUAGCGAAGCGUAAAGAGAAGUGCGUUUAUUAGUUCAAUUGUGUGAAUGUCGCUAGUCAAUUCUAUUUAAUAAAAAACACACCACUCAUGAGCAA
Molecule: messenger RNA, 1587 nt
Organism: Dalotia coriaria
Lineage: Eukaryota; Metazoa; Arthropoda; Insecta; Coleoptera; Staphylinidae
Gene: Creld
Product: Cysteine rich with EGF like domains
Exons: 4
Coding region: 257-1414 (385 amino acids)
Molecular function (GO): calcium ion binding
Source: RefSeq, a predicted model, not a curated record